AUGGCGGGCGACGAUCUGCUGAAGAAAGGCAAGCAGAAAGGUGCAGGGGGCGGCGCAGAUGCGGGUACGACGCAUGGCAAAAGUAAUGGCAAAGGUGCGGGUGUAGGCGGCUUCCAGCACUUGGGACUGAGUCCUCUAGUGUUCCGCGGCGUCAUGGCCAUGGGCUACAAGGUGCCCACACCCAUCCAACGCAAGUCGCUGCCGAUCGUAUUGUCCGGAAAGGACUGUGUGGCCAUGGCCCGAACAGGUUCUGGUAAGACUGCCGCUUUCCUCGUCCCCAUGGUGGAGAAACUCAAGGAACACUCGACCAAGAUCGGUGUGCGUGCUGUGGUGCUCUCACCCACGCGUGAGCUGGCGGUGCAGACGCUGCGCUUCGCUAAACAGCUGUCCAAAUUCACGUCGCUUAAGAUGGCGCUUAUCGUCGGUGGCGAAGGAAUGGACCAGCAGUUCGAGGCCAUCGCGUCCAACCCGGACGUGCUGGUGGCCACACCUGGACGUCUCAUGCAUCUUCUACAGGAAAUCCCAGACUUUAACUUGAAGGCUGUGGAAUAUGUAGUCUUCGACGAAGCCGACCGUAUCUUCGAGAUGGGAUUCGCCGAGCAACUACAGGAGAUUUUGAAGAAUAUGCCCACUAGUAGACAGACGUUGCUGUUCUCUGCUACGCUACCGAAAGCGCUGGUGCAGUUCGCACGCGCUGGUCUAAGCGACCCGGAACUUAUCCGUCUAGAUGUGGAGAACAAGAUCUCGGAGAACCUCAAGAUGGCCUUCUUUACUGUCCGAUCGCUGGACAAGCCAGCGUUGUUCUUGUAUAUGGUACGCGAGUUCUUACCUAAAGGAGAUCAGACGAUCGUCUUCGCUGCCACACGCCACCACGUCGAGUUCUUACACGCUCUACUAGCCGCCAACCACAUUGAAGCAUCGUGUGCUUACGGUGACAUGGACCAGGCUUCGAGAAAGAUUAAUUUGGGCAAAUUCCGAGCCAAGAAGACAAAUUUACUUAUCGUCACGGACGUGGCAGCGCGUGGUAUUGAUAUUCCGCUACUGAACAACGUGCUGAACUACUCGUUCCCACCUACAGCCAAGCUGUUCGUGCAUCGUGUCGGUCGUGCAGCUCGUGCCGGUCGCAGCGGUACAGCGUUCAGCUUCGUGGACCCAGACGAGACGCCGUUUAUGGUUGAUCUACACCUGUACAUUGGUCGUCGUCUGGAAGACUCGUCGCCCGAGGAAAGCGCUGGCACCAAGCCGUAUUCACUAAGUACGAUGCGUGUCGAGGACGUUCACUACGGCGCGUUCCCCAACGAAUUGAUCGACCAGGAGAACGAGGCUUUACAAGAGACAGUGCGCAGUCAUCCACAGGUUUCACCGCUUGUCAAGGUCUGCGACAACGCGUACAAGGCGUACGCACGCACACGCGCUGAUCCGUCCAAGAACUCGAUUCGUCGCGGCAAGGAGCUGGCAGUGAAGAAGGUGCAUCCUUUGUUCCAACAGGAGUAUGUGCUGGACGAGAGUAAAGCGGACAAGGCAGCGUACAUCGACUCGCUUCAGACGUUCCGUCCGCCUCAGACGAUCUUUGAGAUCGCAGCGGGUGCUCACUCCUCAGCUAAACGCUCGUCUCCGGGUGUUCUGAUGAUGGUCAAGAAGAGGAAACUGCAUGGCAAGAUCAUCGCUACGGAGACGACGAAAGCGGCGGACAAGGUGAAGGCCAAGGAAGAGGCGACGGCACUUAACGCUGCGGCUGAAAAGGAGGAAAAGAAGGCGUUCUUCUUGUCCAAACACGAGCGUAAGCAGCUUAAGAAACGCGUGGCAGCUGGAGAGAAGGAGGAGGACGUCAUGAAGCAGCUCGCGGCAGCUAAGGAGCAGGGAGCGACCAAUAAUGAGACCCAGGAUGAGGGCGAUGCGUCGUUCAAGGACGACGAAAACUACAUCGGCUACAUGAAGGACGGAGACUACACGACCGAAGGAUUCUUGGCCAAGAACGCCGACGGUGGCAAGGUGAAUGCGUUCGCUGAGGCCCGUCUGGAAGAAGCCAUCCUUGAUGUGAACCCGGACGAGGCAAUCGAGAUGAACAAGAAGCGUCGUAUUCUUCACUGGGAUGUGCGUAAGAAGAAGUUCGUCAAGACUACAGCGGGAGAACUCACGAGUCAAGGCACACUCAAGCGGCGUAACGAGAGUGGAGUGAGUGUACGUAAGAAGCAGCAGGUUGGCGAGGUGUAUCGGAAGUGGCAGCAGAAGCAACAUAAGCGCGUGGCUGGCGGUGGCGUUGAGGUGGAAGAUGACGACAACACUGGAGGGCGGAAACUGGACUACCGUAAUGGCAGGAAGCCGCGUGGUGGCGCGGUCAUGGCCAAGCGCAGUGGCGUCAACAAACACGCCAAGGACGAGUUGAUGAGUGAAGGCAAGAUCCGCAAGGAGGAGAAGCGGAAAGCUCGUUCACGCGGUGUCAAGGUCUCGUCUGGUGUCAAGUCGAAGCGUGGCAAGGGCAACAUCAAGGGAAAGAGUCACGGUGCUCCGACCAGAAGCAAAGCUAUCAUCAAGAAGCGGUAA
Phytophthora infestans T30-4 is the source of this 2544-nucleotide messenger RNA. Its product is annotated as DEAD/DEAH box RNA helicase, putative. Lineage: Eukaryota; Oomycota; Peronosporomycetes; Peronosporales; Peronosporaceae. The record is from RefSeq and is a predicted model, not a curated record. The transcript has 2 exons. Gene Ontology annotation, cellular component: nucleus. Gene Ontology annotation, molecular function: RNA binding; RNA helicase activity; ATP binding. The coding region runs from base 1 to 2544 and encodes 847 amino acids.